Molecule: messenger RNA, 1281 nt
Organism: Mytilus californianus (California mussel)
Lineage: Eukaryota; Metazoa; Mollusca; Bivalvia; Mytilida; Mytilidae
Product: carboxypeptidase N subunit 2-like
Exons: 11
Coding region: 1-834 (277 amino acids)
Molecular function (GO): protein binding
Source: RefSeq, a predicted model, not a curated record
AUGUUUUCCAGAAAUUUGGGUUCCAAUAUUUUAAGCAGUUUACCACCAGAAUUGUUUUCGUCCAACACCAAGCUUCAGUCUAUAAAUUUGGGUUCCAAUAUUUUAAGCAGUUUACCACCAGAAUUGUUUUCGUCCAACACCAAGCUUCAGUCUAUAUAUCUUUUGAACAAUGCUUUAAGCAGUUUACCAGCAGAAUUAUUUUCCUCAAACAUAAACCUGGUGUUUAUAAAUUUGGGUUCCAAUAUUUUAAGCAGUUUACCAUCAGAAUUGUUUUCGUCCAACACCAAGCUUCAGUUUAUAAAUUUGGAUUCCAAUAUUUUAAGCAGUUUACCAUCAGAAUUGUUUUCGUCCAACACCAAGCUUCAGUUUAUAAAUUUGGGUUCCAAUAUUUUAAGCAGUUUACCACCAGAAUUGUUUUCGUCCAACACCAAGCUUCAGUCUUUAGUAUUAUCUAACAAUAGUUUAAGCUGUUUACCAUCAGAAUUAUUUUCGUCGAACACCAAGCUUGAGAUAUUGGAUUUAAAUUUGAAUGCAUUAACCACAAUAUCAGCCAAUACAUUUGGGGCACUGACAAAUAUAUCAGCUCUAUUUGUAGAAAACAACCCAUUGGUAUGUUGCGAUUUGAAAGAUUUUAUUGAAUGGUUGGACCUUCAAACCAAACUUAAUGAGUUUUUUUUGGGGCAGUGCACAUAUUUAGCUAAUGAUACAGAUAUAAGAGACUUUAAUACUUCGGAAUGUGUAAUUCCUGAAUCGUGCAAGCAUGGCGACAAAAAUAAAAGAUCAGAUGGAGAAUGGAAGAUCCCAAGAAAAUGGAAAAGAAAACUUCACCAUUGAUUUCUGAGUUGAAGAGCAGUAUGGAGUACAAAGUGGAGGGACACUGGACUUCAGAAGUACACCCGGAGGGACACGGGACUUCAUCAUAAAAACACAACUGUAGGGAUAAAUAAAAACUGUUUCUCAUAUUACUUUUUGGGAUGUUCUAUUUCAUAUAUUGCCUCUCCUUUGAAAUCUUUUCUAUAUAUUUUCUAUGUAUUAUUUUCUCAUUACAUUUUUAUAUUUAAUUGAAAAAGUGGGUUUUGGUUUGUGUCCUGGUUCUUUUCAAUACAUUAUAUUUUCUCAUUCAGCUUAAAUUCUUUAUGUCGUUUACUUGUGUAUAUGGAAAAUAUUUGUCAUACUAAUUGGGGAUACAUUGUAGGAAUAUGAUAUGGUAUCUGUAACAUUGAAUUCCAUAGGAAUGAUUUAUUUGCCUUUUUUUUUUAAUAAAAGUUGAUGUGCAUUUGA